Aspergillus ibericus CBS 121593 is the source of this 931-nucleotide messenger RNA. RefSeq lists its product as uncharacterized. Gene Ontology annotation, molecular function: protein binding. NCBI's taxonomy places the organism in Eukaryota, Fungi, Ascomycota, Eurotiomycetes, Eurotiales, Aspergillaceae. The record is from RefSeq and is a predicted model, not a curated record. Bases 168 to 821 code for a protein of 217 amino acids. The transcript has 2 exons.
CUCACGUGUAUAUCAAUCAAUCCAAGACCGCGUGCUUCCCCAGGUUUUCACGUUGGUCGUCAAAACCACUCCACAAACUGCUACGCCUGGAGCCUACCUCAGCAGUCAAGCACAUUACCUACCACCAACAAACAACCAUACACACCCACGACUAAACACCCACCAAAAUGACCAGCCUCGACCUUUUCAACCAAUACCCCCUGCACCUCGACCCAACCUCCAAAUCCAUCUCCCUCCUCCCUCCAACCAACACGAAUACAUCCCUCCCCGCCUCCCCAGCAACCAUCACCACCGAACUAACCCACCUAAACGCCCUCCACCGAUCCCUCAUCUCCCUCGACCCGCCCAACAUCCCCCCUCCCCCACUCCCCAUCAACCCCAAGCGCAGCGCCCAAAUCACCAAGCUCCGCGACAGCGCCAACGCCGCAUUCCGCAAAUCGAACCACGCCGAGGCGGCCCGGCUGUACACCUACGCUAUUGAUAUGGCGGUUGGACGGCCGGGAUGGGAGCCCGUCACCCUUGCUAGGGAGGAGUUGGCGGGGUUGUAUUCGAAUCGGGCGCAGGCGUGGAUGAGUCAGAGGAAGUGGCCGGAGGGGUUGGUGGAUGCGAGGUGUAGUGUUGAGAGUAAGCCGGUGGGGAAUGUGAAGGCUUGGUGGAGGGGAGGGAAGUGUUUGGUAGAGAUGGGGAGGUGGGAGGAGGCCAGGGGGUUGGUGGAAAAGGGACUGGAGAUUGAGGGGAGGGCGAGUGAGGGGGGGAAGGAACUUUUGGGGUUGUUGGCCGAGGUGGAGGAGGGGGAGAAGAGGGCGAGUGCGAGUGCUUAGAUGGAUGAGAUGUGUGAAGGAAUGGUGUGAUGUGGGUUGUUACCGAGCUGCUGAGAGCUAUCGGCUGGGAUUCGAUUGCGGAUUGAACCGACUGAAUCGGACUGACUGAG